This is a messenger RNA of Limulus polyphemus (Atlantic horseshoe crab), 4810 nucleotides long. RefSeq names its product succinate--CoA ligase [GDP-forming] subunit beta, mitochondrial-like. Gene Ontology annotation, cellular component: succinate-CoA ligase complex; mitochondrion. NCBI's taxonomy places the organism in Eukaryota, Metazoa, Arthropoda, Merostomata, Xiphosura, Limulidae. The transcript has 11 exons. Gene Ontology annotation, molecular function: ATP binding; succinate-CoA ligase (GDP-forming) activity. The record is from RefSeq and is a predicted model, not a curated record. Gene Ontology annotation, biological process: succinyl-CoA metabolic process; tricarboxylic acid cycle. The coding region runs from base 261 to 1544 and encodes 427 amino acids.
AUUAUGCAUGUUUACCAAAGUUCAUUUAAGCCUUGAACUUAAGGUGUCAACUUUAUUCAAGACAAAUUAUAUUACAAAUAUUAAUCUUAUAAUCUGGAACGUAAAUAUUGUGAAUAUGAUUGGUAUCUUCUAAAAAUUAACAAAUUUCACCAUAUUUCUAUAAAGGUGCGUUUUUAGCCUGUUUAUUAAUACUUUCGAUUGUUUAAUAACAGUUGUGAAUCUGAAGGCAACAUUCAAUCAGCGAAUCAAGUGUAUUCAAUAUGGCUGCUUUAACCAGAACUACGAGUUUGAAGAUUAGCCGAGGAGCUUUUCAGUUUCUUAGGAAGCAGAUUCCAUCCUGCCAGGUACCAGUACGGAGACUAAAUCUUCAUGAGUAUCAAAGCAAGCAGUUAAUGAAUGACAAUGGAAUAACAGUUCAACGAUUUAAGGUUGCUGAUACUCUACAGCAGGCUGAAGAAAUUUCUAAAACAUUAAAUGUUAGAGAGUUUGUUAUUAAGGCUCAGAUCCUAGCAGGUGGUCGUGGUAAAGGUACUUUCUCCAGUGGGCUACAAGGUGGAGUAAAGUUAACAACAAACCCUAAAGAAGUAACACCAAUUGUAGAACAAAUGCUUGGACAUAAACUAGUAACCAAACAAACGACUGCAAAUGGAGUACUUGUUAGAAAGGUAAUGAUAGCAGAAGCCCUAGACAUUGAGAGAGAAACAUACUUGGCAGUUUUAAUGGACAGAGAGACUAGUGGACCAGUCAUAGUGGCCAGUCCAGCUGGAGGUGUGGACAUUGAGGAAGUAGCACAGACCAAUCCAGAGCUUAUAUUUAAGGAAUCAGUUGAUAUUGUGAAAGGUCUAUCCAAUGAACAAGCAAGAAAACUUGCUGAAAAUUUGGAGUUUAAAGAAGAACUAAGGGACCAGGCUGCAAAUCAAAUAAAGAAACUUUAUGAAUUAUUUCUCAAAGUUGAUGCUACACAAGUGGAGAUUAAUCCCUUUGGAGAAACGCCAGAUGGACGAGUGGUUUGUUUUGAUGCCAAAAUCAACUUUGACGACAAUGCAAUGUUUCGUCAGAAGGAAAUCUUUGCAAUGGAAGACUCGUCUGAGAGUGACCCUCGGGAAGUUGAAGCCACUAAAUAUAGUAUUAAUUAUAUAGGAAUGGAUGGAAACAUAGCUUGUCUAGUUAAUGGUGCUGGGCUUGCAAUGGCCACUAUGGAUAUCAUUAAACUGUAUGGAGGAGCUCCAGCUAACUUUCUUGAUGUUGGUGGAGGAGUCCAAGAGGACCAAGUAUACCAUGCCUUCAGAAUACUUACACAAGAUACUAGGGUAAAAGCCAUAUUGGUGAACAUCUUUGGUGGAAUAGUAAACUGUGCUACUAUAGCUAAUGGAAUCACCAAUGCAUGUAAAAGUAUUGGUCUGAAAGUUCCAUUAGUGGUGAGAUUAGAAGGUACUAAUGUAGAUGAAGCUAAAAGAAUCCUCUCUGAAAGUGGACUUCCAAUCACGACAGCCAAUGAUCUGGAUGAUGCAGCUAAAAAGGCUGUAGACAGUCUACCUAUUUAGUAAUAUUGAAAGAUUCCUAGAGAUGAAAAUGUUAUAUGUAAUAAAUAAAGUGUUUGUAAAGUUCUGUUAAAAGCUGUAUUUCUGAUAUUUCCAUUUUAUGAUUUUUUUUAGAAACAUUAUAAAAAUUGAAAAUAAUGAGAGGGUUUUCCUUUGCAGGAAUAAAUGGUUCUAGUUCUAAUAUAUGUUGUGUAUACAAUUCUGAAUAUUAGUUUCUUAUUUUCAAGUUUUGUUGAAAUUUUGUGUUUGAAAGUAUUUAUAGUUGUUCUAAGAACUUAUGAAUGGAAGUAAAGAAGAAUAUGUUAUAAUAUAUCAACCACACUACAUCUGCCAUAUCCUUUCAGACAGUUAGUUAUGGCAUAGACCAAUGGUUCUUAACCUUGUUUUGCUCCAUGCCCCACCUCGACAUCUCAAAAAAUUGGAUGCCCUCUUAAUAUAAAAACAAAUUUGGUGUUUAAAAUGUAUAAUAAUGUAAUGUACAAUUUAGAAAUUUACCAAAAUUUCACACACAAAUAAAAAUUUUUCUUAUUGUAGCAUUUUCAAAUUGCCCCCCUGUGGGGCGUGUGCCCCACGUUCAGAAUCACUGGCAUAGAUGAUUUGAAAACAGAUAUUUAUCUGAAAUAAAAAUACGUAUUGAAAUUUUAUGAAGUGGUUAAAUAAACUGUAAAUUCUCACCAUUACCAUAGGAACAAAUUCAUUCAUGCCUAACUUCAUAAUCUGUAAUCUUAGCAGAAAAAGAUGCAUGAAAUUAUUUCAGAACAUUAGGUUAUAUUUCCUGUUUUAAACUUUUAGCUUUGAGUUUCAGUAUAAAGAUAAAGGAAAAUAAAAAAUGAAUUUGUGUUUAUUAGUAAAAUCAACCAAAAACCACAGAGUAAUGAUUAUCAGUUGCUUUAUUAAAUAAAUCUAUAUACGUAACCUAGCUAGUAUCAAAAAUACAUCAACAGUCUAACUAGAAGCAAGAUAAUUUUUUAUACUUUUCUUUCUUAACAGAUUUUUGUAUACAUUUUUUUUAAUGUGAAAGAAAUUGGUUAAUAAAAAUUGAAAAUAUAGUAAAAAAAAGAUUAAAAAUCAUUGUAAGAAAGUAUUAACUUGUCAACACUUUGGUCAAAUGACCAUUUUAUUCUUUUUUCCAUACAGUGAUUUUUAUCAUGCUCUAGCCACAAUUGUUUAUAAAUUGGUUGUUAAGAGCUUGCUGAAUUUAAUCGUCCUCAUAAUUGAUAUUUACAAAACUUGUGUUUAAGAAACUAAGUUGUAGCUCGUAUUUUAUCCAUUCCUUCCUAGUGAAGAACACUAGUAGUUUGAAUGUCCUUUUUUUGUUUUGUUUACACAAAGUGGAUAACAUUUUAGAAGAAACCCUGAAGUUGAAUAAUAUCAAAAGAACGCUGGAAAGUUGGAGUUAGAAUGUAAUGUUUUGAUGAAACUUGUGUUACUUAACACAAACAGAGGAAACAGUUUGAAGUUUGAUAUGGUUUUUGAAAAAAAUGUUUUGAAACAACAUUCAUGAUAAAUUUGGAGUAUUAGCAACAAAAUAUAAUCAUCUGUUACAUUCCAAAAAUCUUUGCAGUUGUAAAAUAGCCACAUCAGUAUAUAAGCUUUAUUUUAUAGGGUAUUCAGUGUUACCAUCAUCACCCAAAAUUUAUUACAAAUGAAGCUUUCAUUUUAAAUUGAAUUUGACUAAUUGUGGUAGUAUGAAUUGUUAAAGUGGGUUAACUCUUUUUACUCAUUUACUAGAGAGUAUGCUUAGUGUGCAAGAUCUUAGUCAGAUCCAAUAAUGAGCCCAGGAAAUAGAAAAAAAAUUUGAUUACCACAGAAAAAUGAUCACUUGAUGUGUCAAAUUGAUCAUUUUUAUAAAACUGGUGAAAAUUUUAAUUUAAUUUCUCUGAAUAACCUAAAAUGUUGAAUAAUUUAAAAGUAUGAAAGUUGUGUUCUUGUUUGAUUUUUUUGAAAAAUGUCAUAAUAUAGCAAGUGCUUUAAGGUAAUUGGUAAUGAAGGACUUCACUUGGCAGGAUAAUAUAUUUUAACUUGUGCCUUGGAUUUUACAGAAGAGAUGAAUCUUGGGUAUUUUUACUGUUGUACUGAGAAUAUUUUGCAUAAAGCAAUAAUACAUAUAAUUUUUCUUUUAGCUAUAAGUAACAACGUUUUUAAAAUAUUAUAAUGUGGAAAUAAUGUAGAUGUAAUUACAAACUUUAAUUUGAGUACUUAUUUUAUCAAAUAUCAUAGUUAAAUACUUCCUACCAUUUUAGAAAAUUGACUUUUAUCAGAGUAGUAGAUUUACAAAGAAUUCCAGACUUUUAGAUUGUAAAAGAAAACUGUUUGAGUUAAUAAAAAAAUAAGAUUAUGUUUCACAAAAUAUGAGCCUUUCCACCAUUAAUGAAUGUAGCACAUUCCUACUCGAUGUAUUCUAUAAACUACACAUGUAUAUCAAGAGAAGUAAGCAGCCAUAUAUUUGUGUUUGUAAGUUUUAUAACAAAGAUUAGGUCGAUAAUUGUACUACAUCCCAGUGUUUGUUUUUAACACAUUAGCAUAUUUAAACAUUCCUCUCAUUUGUUACAUUUUAACUUUAUUAGUAUGCAUUUAUUAAGCUUACAAUUUCUUCUUUUAAAUAUUAUGAAUUUAUAAUAAAAUUCUAACCUAAAGCAGUACUUUUUAAUAGUUUUAUAGAAUUUUUUGGGUAGUUUAUUAUGGUUGACAGGAUAAAAGAAUUACAAGUCACCUUUUUUUCUGCUCAUCAGCAUUAUCAGGUCCCUGAAAACCAAUACAGAACUUUAGAGGCAUAAAUGUCAUCCACAUCAGUUCUGUAAUCUUUUUGAACAAUUUGAACCCUAAAGUAAAGAGGAAAGGUGAAUAUUAGAAAACUUUAAAGCUUAAAGGAAAUUGAAAUCAGGAUCAGUUCAAAUCUACCAGUAUUUUACAUACAACUUAACGAUAUUCUCAUAGUUUUGAUUUUGAAUAUUGAGUAGCCGUGUAUGAUUUUUUGUACUUAAAUAGUUAUGUUUUUCAAAUAAUCAUUUUAUCUGAUUUUAUGUUAAAUACAGGUGAUGAAAAUGGGAAGUAAAACUUAUUACUAAAAACAUUCAUAGUGUGGAAGACUUAAUCCUGUAAUGAAACUUCUUAAUACUUAAUCUUUUGUCACUGUUUCCACUGUUUUACUUAGUUACAAUUUCAGGACAAGUACUGUGUAUACAGAUGUAGCACUUUAACUUGGAGUCACACACAGUAUGGUUGACACUUAUGUAAAAGACAAAAUAAAUGACUGUAUUUUGAGCAAA